GUUGCAGAAAGUUACAAUGUACAGAACCAAAAGAGGAACUGGCUUAGAUAGUCAGAUAGCAGGUGAGGUGCUGUGAUUAGCCUGCAAUAGUUUAAGGGCAGUGUUCUGCAUAAGGUAUCUGACUAAAUGCGGUUUUGCAGAGGGUGUUUGGUUGCCACAGGUGUCUGGGUGAAUGUGGUGGCUUCCCUGAGGUACCUGUCAGACCUUGCUGUUUCAUUGUGUGCGACUGGCUUCCUUCAUGAUAUAUCAACUGACAUGUAAUAUAAAUGUGUUGAAGAAUAGCAUUACAUGUAUAUCCAAGUACCACAGCAUGAAGUGUAAUACAUAUCAUUAAGCUAUAUUCUAUUUGUUGCAGGGAUAGAUAGUUGUGAUAAGAUGAAAUGCAUUGAUGUGUACAACUAAAGACCCAACUAAACCUGCCUGUGGUAAAUAUCUAAAAUGGAUACCGAAGAUGUAUGCCCAUAGGCAUAAAUCCAGCAAGACUGAUACUCAUUAACAAGUUAAUUAGUCAGGUAACAUAUUAAGACAUUUAAGCGACGAAGAUGGAUAGUCAUUUGCUGAGACAGGCAGUGGAGUAUCACGGAGAGGGGCUGAGUCGUCAGCUAAGAGAAGAGCAGGAGGGUGGCUCAGACAGGCUGCCCCACCCUGCUCACCUGGCACAGGACUCGGGCAUGGCAGACAGAGAUUCGGAAUUCAGCCGAAGAUUGUUGAAAUUUCUGGCAAAGAAGGCUGACUUGUUGUACAAAGACAUGGGUGAGGAGGUGCCCUUGCCCACAUCUGAAGUGGAGGAGAAUGAUUACUAUGCCAUCAUGCCUCCAUUAGAAACCUUCAUGGGAAUUCCCCCUGACUGUGCCCGGUAUCAUUUGUUCAAUAGCCUGGAGAAGCGCGAUGUGGUGAUCGGGGUAGUUUCUAGUGUGCUGGACAGUGGUCUAGUGGUCACUCUCCUCUGUAUGGACAAGGGCAAGUGCAGGGACUUGGAUCAUCUCAAGAUUACUGCUUUCUGCCCUGUGAAGGAGUUACCUAAGGAUUAUGGGAAUGAAAGUCCUGUGGAUGCUUUCCAGGUCAAGGACAAGGUCAAAGCUGUGGUGAUCAGUGUCAACCCAGAGACCGAGAAGAUCAUCCUGUCGCUACUGAAGAAGUCCAUGCCCCCAGACACACCCUGCCCUAAACUGGGAGUUAUUAACGAUGAUGAGUUUCCUGUUUAUUACAGACGACAUCUUCAGAUCCGGGGCGUGACUUAUGAUGAGUUACUGCACUCCGUCAUGGGCUUUAACAAUAGCUUCUGUGUUCCGUACUUAGUGAGGGAGUUAGGGGUAGAGUCUGAUCACCAUCGUCCCCCAUCAUUGAGGAGAAGUCUGAUCAGGUUAGAAAUUCCACCGUCAGAAACUGCUGAAGGGUUAAGAAAGACACAGUCAACUAAGUGGGCAAUGAAAAGUGUUGCUGAGGGUGUGGCAUAUUUCAAAGCGGGGAAGCCGUUGGAGGCGAUGCAGCUGCUGAAUAAAGCCCUCCAGGUGGAUGUGGAUAAUGUGGAGGCCCUGGUCGCUAGAGGCGCCCUAUAUGCCAAUAAUGAAAGUUACAGUAAGGCUAUUGAUGACUUCCAGUUAGCACUUAAAACCAACCCAAGUCACAGCAAUGCCAGAAAAUACCUUCAUGAAACACUUAUCGCCAAGGGAAGAGAGUUACACGACAGCCGCAGUUACAACGAUGCUGAGAACUAUUAUCACCGAGCUCUGGAGCUGAAUAGAUCUGAUCCGGAGGUCAUACACUACCUAAGGCUGUGUCAGCGCAGAGAGCCUGUGCAGGUGUCUCGCCGCUCUGCCCACCACACCGACUCUGAUUGUGAAGAUGUCCAGUCCCGCUCCAGUAGUCAUCAGGACUUUCCCCUCAGCCAGACCAAAGAUAAGCUUCUCAGGCUCAUAAAGGAGGAGGAGAGAGGACGUGGAUCUAAGAAAGACCGACACAAGUCUGGGGACUGGCAAAGUUCUCCAGGAGGCCAUGGGCGCUCUAGAAGAAUCUCUGAGCCCAAGUAUGAGCGAAUGACAUCAGUCUCUCCCAGCGAGCGUAAGGGACAGCCUGAUACCAGCCCUUCACGGAGAUGGGACACUGGAAAUCGCAAAAAACAUUCUCAUGGAAGUAGAAGACGAUCCAGGUCUCCAAACAGCCCUGACAGUAGCAAGCUUUACGGCAACUCAUCGUCGUCAUCUUCUUCUUCUUCUUCCUCAUCAUCAACAUCAUCAUCCAGCUCAUCAUCCUCAUCUUCAUCGUCAUCUAGCAGCGGAUCAUCCUCUGAUUCAUCCACGUCUCCUAGCCCCAGGAAAGCUGCUAGACGCUCCACACGAAGUUCUCUCCAGACAAAAGAAAGCCAAAAAAGCAGUCAGGAUCGUCAUGGAAGAGUCUUAACAGAAAAGGAAGUUCGGCGGCAUUCCAGAGGUUCAAUAGAAAGGUAUGACGAUAGACGUCUCUCAGGAUCUGAAGAGAGGAAUAGACAGCUGUGGAAGUCAGAUGACGGGGAUAGAGGUGUGGAAGAGGCAAGAAGAGUCCUAGCUUCCAAACGCUGGGACGGUUAUGGACAAGACGACCGUCGAAGAUCUACCGAUCUCAGACCCAUCAAGGAAAGUUCCCGAAACCGGUCGCCUCCUCCCCAGGGUUUGGACUACCAAGACAGUGAUACCGGUGCAAGAUCUCAGAUUGCCGCUACUGCUGAGGACAACAAAAGCAAGAGUAUGAAAUUCAUGGAGUAUUUAGAAACGAAACAUAACCCACAUGCUAGGGUGUUUUCGCCAGAUUUACAAGAAAGAGCAGGAUUAACACAAAAGCGUUUAAGAGACACUCCGUCUGGGCGUAGCACACCUGGGAUUGACAGCGCGCAUGCAGGAACACCAGAGAAGAAAACGUUGCUUGGUUCUCCAAUCUGCAGAAAAACAAGAGGUUUGGUAGUACGAGGCAGUCCUGAAGAAAUGCCCACACACUUUCGAGGUGGCGAAAAGAAGAUGCAGAGGAACACAUCCCCGCGCCAUUCAGAUAAAUCUGACCUUAAUUCUGCUGGCGUAGUUGAUACUGUCCAAGCAGACCACAACUCGACUGAGCAGGUAUUGAGUAAAAACAAGCUCUAUGAUGACAUUAAAAUUCAGGUUCAUAAUGAUAAGUUUUAUGCAAAACCAAAGGAAGGUCAUUCUGGUCAGGCAAUAAGGACUGUGUCUGGAGGUCCGACAGUUAUAGCUCAGAACUACAGUCAUGUCGGAUCAGCUGAAUUAUCCCCUGAAAGGGGUUCGGACAAUAGCCACAAGGAGAAACGGGAUAGGCAUUCACUAGAGCACGAUACUAGGAGAGACGGAGAUGACAGAAGUCGUUCUCAGUCAGGGUCAGGUAGCACAGGAAGAGUCAAGGAUCCAAGAGCCCCCGAGUCGGAUCGAAGGAAUUAUCAAAUAAAUUUACCUGAUGUUGUUGAAAGCGCCAGAAAACAUAGUUCCAAGAAGAAAGAACGGAAUAGUCUAGAUAAACGAGACACAGCUGCAUCCAGGAGUCGACAAAGAUCGAUUUCCAUAGAUCGAUGUAGAUCUGCUUCCAGAAGUCUGGAUAGAAGAUCGAGUUCCAGAGAUCGACGUAAAUCGAGCUCCAGAGAUCGAUAUAGAUCGCGUCCCAGAGAUCGGCAUACAAAGGGCCGCAGAGAUCGACAAAGGUCAAGUUCCAGAGAUCGACAUAGAUCGGCUUCCAGAGCUCGGCAUAGAAGAUCGAGUUCCAGAGAUCGUUGUAAAUCGAGCCCCAGAGAUCGACAUAGAUCGAACUCCAGAGAUGGACAUAGAUCGAACUCCAAAGAUCGACAUAGAUCGAACUCCAGAGAUCGACAUAGAUCGAACUCCAAAGAUCGACAGAGAUCGAGCUCCAGAGAUCGACAUAGAUCGAGUUCCAGAGAUCGACAUAGAAGUAGCUCCAGAGAUCGGCAAAGGUCGAGUUCCAGAGAUCGACAUAGAUCGACUUCCAGAGCUCAGUAUAGAAGAUCGAGUUCCAGAGAUCGACAUAAAUCGACUUCAAGAGAUCUCCAAAGGCCAAGCUCCAGAGAUCGACAUAGAUCGAGCUCCAGAGACCGGCGUAAAUCGAGCUCCAGAGAUGGACGUAGAUCGAGUUCCAGAGAUGGGCAUAGAAAGGGCUUCAGACACCGGCAAAGGUCAAGUUCCAGAGAUCUACGUAGAUCGAGUUCCAUUCACCUACGGCGAUCUAGAUCCAGUCACCGACAGCGAUCCAGAUCCAGAGACCGGCAUAGAUCAGGCUCCCGAGAAAAACGAAGUCAACAUAGAACGUCAUCUGGCAAUCAGUCUCGUACAGGUGAUUACAGAGGAUCUUCUGUCUCUCAAAACCGGGACAGAAAACGGAGACGCCCUUCAUCUUCCAACUCGUCUUCAAGGUCGUCAAACUCUAGCUCUAGUUCGGGAUCUUCACCCUCACCCAAAAAAAGGAAGACUGAAGGCUCCAAAGUUAAGAGAAAUCCUCCGCUUUCAGAAGUGAAGAAGCCUUUUACGGAUUUGGCUCCUGCUAAAACCACAGGGUUGAUGAUGUACAUACCCAGGCAGUUGAAAGUGAAAUCUGCGGGAAAACUUACUCGCGAAGGUGCCGACAAGCGAGUGUCGGCAAUAUCUACUGCUACGGUAACAGCAGCGAAGCAACAGCCUCAGCCGGAACUGAAAGAAAUGGAGGACUUCUUAAGUCAAUUGAAAGAGAAGAAGAAACAGCAGCUCAUUGCUGAAGGUGUGUUUGAUAAAUACAAAAAGCCGACCUAGUUUAUUUACCGACAACUUAUCCUAUCACAAUGAAGGUGUAAGAAUGCUUGUUUUUGUUAGGUUUUUUUUUUUUUCUUUGGUCUGACGGUGUGUUCACCCUAUAUUUCGUCUCCUUUGUCAUUUGCCGUUGGGAAAUAAAUAACUUAAAGUAAAUCACUCAGCGAAGUGAUCAGUUUUUCCAACGACUUGUAUUUCUAGGUGUGGGCAUUUAAGCAUGCACCAGAAAGGGUGAUGUAGUGUAACGUUGUUCCUUCAUUACAUCGUCUUUCAGUUUUCUCAAGGCAUACCUUAUUCCGAAAAUACAAAGUGUGCAUACCGUACUCUGAUAGCGUUAUAAGGAAUAAAAAAAACAGGCAAUGUAAUUGAUUUUACCCUGUAGCAGAGGGUCCGAGUAACAUGUCGAAGACAUUUUAUCGCAUUCAUAAAUUCUCGUAUUAAACUUAAACUCGAAUUGAUGAUUAGAUAAUAAACUGAACCAGUGUUCCAUCCAAAGACAUCAGUCAAGGCGUACAUGAGAUUAUCGGCAGACUUUCUGUGACAUCAGUGCAAGAUUUCCGGGAUAAACGCUGUAAUACGUGUUCAUACACGCCGUUGGAUUCAUUUUCAAAUAAUAAUUUGUGUCUUUUUUCAAUGUCAUUGACAUUUAUGAUGGUUUUGUAAGUGCUUUUACGAAUCCUCGAUGCAAUGUACUUAUGAUCUGUGUCAGCUCUUCCUACCGGACUUUACCGGAAAGCAUUCGUUUGACUGUCAUAUUGACAUAUGUACACGCCAAUUGGAUUACAUAUACACUUAAAGGUUUACAAAUGUCGUUGUUCUUGCAACGUAAUACUGUAAUAACUGUAAUAGUACAACUUUCCUGUCGUUCGACGAGAAGCUGCGUCGUAUUUGAUUGGAUGGUAUUGAAGACAAGGGAUUAUGGGCGAAAGCUGUUAUUUGAGUCUCACGUCAGUGACUGCACUGUUUUGGUAUCUGGAAAGGAGCGUCCAUUAUGUUUGCGUUAGUGAACAUAUCUUGGGAAAUAAAUUUAAUGUCUUUAUACCUCAAGCAUGUUCACUAGAUUGUAUACAUGUAAGCUUGAUAGUAAUAUUAUGUCUUAAUUUCCCUGUUCUUGAUUGCAUUUAAUGUGUGUAUGGGCGCGUAAAUGAUUAAUCCUGUACAUGUACAAUAAAUGUCCUUUUUUUCACGGGGGACAGUACUUUCCGGCGUGUUAGUGAUCCAA
Messenger RNA from Liolophura sinensis, 5994 nucleotides. Its product is annotated as serine-rich adhesin for platelets-like. NCBI's taxonomy places the organism in Eukaryota, Metazoa, Mollusca, Polyplacophora, Chitonida, Chitonidae. The record is from RefSeq and is a predicted model, not a curated record. The transcript has 14 exons. Gene Ontology annotation, molecular function: nucleic acid binding; protein binding. Bases 543 to 4775 code for a protein of 1410 amino acids.